AUUCGCAUGGAGCCAUGGAUGCUUCUAAACGAAAUAAUACUACGAAACGUGAGCCUAAUCCUUACGCCAAGGCCAACAUUAUCUCCAAGUGGUUAUUCCUAUGGAUGCACAGUAUUUUCCGCAAGGGCAGACGUGAGCAGUUGGACGCCAGUAAGUUGUACGAGCAAUUGCCCAGCUUCGACAGUGAAACCCUGACCCGGAAUCUGCAGCCGCACUGGGGGAAGGAGUCCAAGCGGAAAAAGCCCAGCCUGAUGAACCUAAUCUUUCGCGUCUACGGUUGGCAGUUUGUUCCCGUUUGUGUCUUGUAUUCCCUGCUGGAGAUGACCAUACAUUCCUUUCAGCCUCUGCUGCUCGGAGGACUCAUUUCCUAUUUUGCCUAUGGCCAGACUAGUGUGUCCAAGGAGAGUGCCUAUCUGUAUGCCAUGGGCAUUGUCCUGUGCUCCCUAGUCACCUCGUUGGUGUUCCAUCCGUUCAUGUUCCAUGUUUUUGCUGUGGGCACUAGGGUGAGACUUGCCUGUGCUGGUUUGGUUUACCGGAAAUGUCUUCGUGCCUCGGCCAGCAGUGGUGAGGGACUGGGAGCCUUGGCCAUUUCCGUGAUGUCCAUCGAUCUGUCACAGUUCGACCUGACCUUCUACUUCUUUCACGACCUGUGGAAGGGUCCCGUGGAGGCAUGUAUAUUUGGCUACCUAAUGUACCUGCAGGUGGGCUGGACUUCGCUGAUUGGCAUAGCCUUCAUCGUGAUCCUGAUUCCGCUGCAGGCAUGGGCGGCCAAGGCUGCUGCCCAUUUCCGGUCGCAGUCCGCCAAGCAUCGUGAUGAGAGGGUAAAGCUAAUGAACGAGAUCAUCACCGCCAUCCAGGUGAUCAAGAUGUAUGCGUGGGAGAAAUCCUUCGGACGACUGAUAGCCGCUGUGAGGAAGUCAGAAGUGAAGGCCAUCCGGGGAUCGAUGAGCAUCUAUGCCGCCCUCCAGUGCACCAAUAUGAUCUCGAAGAUAUCACUGUUCCUCAGCCUGGUGGCCUACGUUUAUGUGGGUGACCUUGUCACUGCCAAGAAGGUGUUCAUCCUGUCCUCUUACUAUGGACUCCUCAAUGAUUCCCUGCUACACUACUGGCCCAUGGCCAUUACCACCUGGGCUCAGACUCUGGUCAGUGCUCGUCGAGUGGUGGAGUUCCUUCAGCAGGUGGAGAAACCCGAGGAGGAGGGCUGCUGCCGCGACAAUCCCGGACUGCAGUUGGAUACGGGAAAGCCGAAGACGGGGCAUGUGGGCCGCCUGCACUGCGUGAAGAGCGAGGAGAAGUGCCUGAGCUUCCGGAAGGUGAGUGCCAGUUGGGACAAGCCGAGCACCAAGCACCCCAGGAAGCCGCAUAUCGAUGGGAUCUCCUUCCACGUUAAAUCCGAUCAGUUUGUGGGCAUUGUGGGUAACGUGGGCUCCGGCAAGAGCACCCUGCUCCAUGCCAUCCUCGGUGAGAUUGAACUGAUGCAGGGCCGCGUGGAGAUUCACGGCAGGAUUAGCUAUGCCGCCCAGCAGCCUUGGGUGUUCCAGGGGAGCAUCAGGGAGAACAUUCUCUUCGUGGAACCUUACGAGGAGCACCGCUAUCGAGCUGUGGUCCAUGCUUGUCAACUGGAACGAGACUUGGAGCUGCUGCCUCGUGGUGAUGCGACUGUGGUUGGCGAACGAGGCAUCAGCCUGAGUGGUGGACAAAAGGCGAGGAUUGCCCUGGCCAGAGCCUGCUAUCGCCAGGCGGAUAUAUACCUGUUCGAUGAUCCUUUGGCCGCCGUGGAUGCCCAAGUUGGCAAGUUGCUGAUGGAUAAGUGCUUCCAUCGUCUGCUGGCCGGCAAAAUGCGGAUCCUGAUUACCCAUCAUGUGCAGCUGCUUAAGAGCGUUGAUCAUUUGCUGCUCCUGGAGGCUGGCCACCUUACUCAGCAGGGCAGCUACGAGCAGCUGAAGGAUAUCAUAACCCAUCAUGCUGCUCUCGAUCUGGAGGCCAUCGAGGAGGAUAAGAUUCAGGUGAAGCGAGUGCUCAGUCAGGUGGACAGGACAUCGAAGCUUAGUAAAGGUGAAGAGGAGGCUUCCAACGCUUUGGAAAUGGAUGCGGAUGCUAACAACGAACAGCAGCUUCAAGGUGCCGUAAGCUAUGAGACCUACAAGGCUUACUUUCGGGCUCUGGGUGCUCCUUUCCUGGCCUGCUUGGUUUUGUCGCUAUUUGUCUUUGCACGCGGCUGCCAGGCGCUUAUGGAUAUCUUCAUUUCUCGCUGGGCCACCUGGGAGGAGGAUCGUGGCUAUGAUUCAAUAGAUGACUUGGAAUCCACACGAACCAAGAUGGUCACCUACUACACAAUUCUGUUGCUGCUCACCUUGGCUCUGUUUUUGCUGCGCACCUUUGGCUUCUUCUUCAUGUGCCUAAGGAUCUCUCUGAAGUUGCACGAUCAGCUCUAUCAUGGCAUCAUCCGAGCCUGGAUGUAUUUCUUCAAUGCGAAUCCCUCGGGGCGAGUGCUUAACCGCUUCUCCAGUGACAUACAGAACGUGGAUGUGACUCUGCCGCAGGCCAUGUUGGACUCCUUGCAGUUUCUGGUGGAUGUUGUGGCCGUUCUAGUGAUCGUGACCAUUGCCAACUAUUGGCUCCUUAUACCAGCUGCAAUCAUGGUGCUGCUCCUUUACCUCUGCCGUGCUCUGUACAUAGGGGCCAGUAGAAGUCUGAAAAGAAUCGAGAGUUUGACUCGCAGUCCCAUCUACUCCCACACAAAUCAGACCUUCCAUGGACAUACCACCAUUCGAUCCAUGGAUGCCAUGCCGCAACUGGAGCAGACUUUCCAUGGUCAUCAGAACACAAAUUCCUCGGCUCUGUUUCUCUAUGUGAGCGCCAAUCGAGCGUUCUCCUUUUGGACAGAUCUGAUUUGUGUGGUCUACAUCCUGGCGGUGACAUUCAGUUUCCUGGUCAUCGAACAGAGCUUCUACAGCGGCGAUGUGGGCUUGGCCAUCACCCAGAGCAUGACGCUGGUCAUCAUGUGCCAGUGGGGCAUGCGCCAGACUGCGGAAAUGGAGAACAAUAUGACCAGUGUGGAGCGAGUGCUGGAGUAUGCUCAGAUGCCCUCUGAAGCGCCACUGGAAAGUCCCAAAAGUCUGAAGUUGGCCAAAGAGUGGCCGCAGGCGGGUCAUCUCCGGUUCCGGGAGCUCCGAAUGCGCUAUGCUCCCGGAGAUGCUGAUAUCUUGCGAGGCCUCAACUUCGAAUCGCAGCCCAUGGAGAAGAUUGGCAUCGUUGGACGCACAGGAGCCGGCAAAUCCUCUAUUAUUCAGGCAUUAUUUCGGCUGGCCUUUAACGAGGGAACCAUCGAAAUCGAUGGCCUGGAUAUUGGCCAGUUGGGUCUCCACGAUCUGCGCAGCCGAAUCUCCAUUAUACCACAGGAUCCGGUACUGUUUUCGGGAACCCUUCGUUUCAAUUUGGAUCCCUUUGAUGAGAAGAGCGACGAGGCCUUGUGGAGUGCUCUAGAGGAUGUUAAGCUGAAGAAACAUGUGGCCAGCUUAGAGGGCGGUCUCUCCUGUCACCUCCAGGAUGGUGGCUCCAACUUCAGCAUGGGUCAGAGGCAGCUGGUGUGCCUGGCAAGAGCUAUAUUGCGGCAGAAUCGAGUCCUGGUCAUGGAUGAGGCCACUGCAAAUGUAGAUUCAGAAACUGAUAUCCUAAUCCAGGAAACCAUCCAGACCAAGUUUGCAGAAUGCACAGUCCUGACGAUUGCCCAUCGCCUGCACACGGUGAUGGAUAACGAUAGUGUCCUAGUGAUGGACGCGGGAAGGAUUGUGGAGUUUGGGGCGCCACACAAGCUCCUGCAGCGGAAGGAGGGAGUCCUGCUAAAGUUGGUCAAUCAAAAUGAUGCCGCAACGGUUAGUUUCCUCAAGAAGAUCGCCGCUGAGAGUUACGCCCGACGUAACAGAAGAGAUUCUUUAAAGAAUGAGUGAUAGUUUAAGACCAGAUCUCCGCUAGAAACAGGAACUUGGGAUAUGUUUUUAGCAGCUGUUUUUCUCACAAAAUUGUACAGUCAAAUCCGGUUUUAUUGGUGGUGUACGAAAAGUGUACGAUAAAGUGUAUUUACAUAGCUAUAGAAUUACGCUAAGUACUAAUGAUAGUUCGGCACUUAAAACGAGGAGACUCUGACACACACGCUUCGAUCGCACACACACAAGAUUACAAAAUAGAUGUAUGUAAAUAUAUAUAUGUAGGUAAUAUAUAUCAAAACUUUAAACUCGAUGGAUGAAGGAUGUCCAUUUAAAAUAAGUUUAGGUUAAAACUAGGAUCAGAACCGCACUCUGAUAUGCUCUCGAAUUGAAACGGAAACCAAAACAGUAACGCUCUUUAUGUAAGCACUAUAUGUACACAGAACGCGUAAUAAAACAAAUAAAUAAACGGUCAAACCACAUCUA
This is a messenger RNA of Drosophila serrata, 4412 nucleotides long. Its product is annotated as putative multidrug resistance-associated protein lethal(2)03659. Gene Ontology annotation, cellular component: membrane. NCBI's taxonomy places the organism in Eukaryota, Metazoa, Arthropoda, Insecta, Diptera, Drosophilidae. Gene Ontology annotation, molecular function: ABC-type transporter activity; ATP hydrolysis activity; ATP binding. Gene Ontology annotation, biological process: transmembrane transport. The record is from RefSeq and is a predicted model, not a curated record.